AUGUCCUCACAAUCUGAAACGCCUUCAGUUCCCUGUCCCGUUCAUGUCGCAUUUGUCCCCUCCACUGCAUUUAUUCCUCGUUUCCGCACCCACUCGCGCACAUCCUCGCUCUCCAAUCGCACCACCACGCGUCGGCCCCGUCCAACUAGCUGUCCGGUCGUCUUCUGCACAGAAGCCUCCAUUCCCGAUGACGACUUCUUUCUGCCAUUGGAUGACCUCAAUUUGCUGAAGAACAGCACGAUUCACGGCACGACGUCCUCCUCUGCCAACCAAACGUCCCUCGCGACCAAAAGAGUAAACGCCAAGCGUCUUCAAAUCUCUCGGAAUACCUCGAAAGACCGUGACGAUGAAGACGAAACCCUUCGUUCCCAGAUUGUCGAUGAAAAACUCUCCGCCGCCGAUCUCUUUGGAACUGUUGACGCCGCCACAUCCCCGGCUGCACCUACUUCACCGCCACACUUAGGCCGCUUUAAACCGCAGCAGCAGAAAACAAACGAAUCCCUACUCAUUCCGCAGUCCCCAUCGCAAAAUGCCCGUGUGUCGUCUUCAGGCGUCCGGGCAAAGACUACAACUCGGAAGCCUCAAAAGCGAACCGAACCACAAACUACGCUAUAUCCGGCGAGAAGGAAUGCAUCCGGGGUCAUUGAUAUUUCUGCGACAAGGCAGCCAAAGAGGAAGACUCCCUCCCCGUUGCCAAGUGAUGAUGCUACCGUUCGUCCAGGUGAUUUAGUUUCGCAUUCCCGCCAUGGCAUUGGUCGUUUUCGAGGUGUCGAGCGGACUGUUAGCACCACAGCCCCGACAACGCCUGGUGCGCCUCGUCCUCUUCAGGAAUAUGCUGUUAUUGAAUAUCGCGAUGGCGACGUCUAUGUUCCAUUCUCACAUUUCGAGGUUAUUCGACGCCUAUCUGAUCUCGAAAUGCAAACCUUCGAUCGACUUGAUACGAUUUCCGGUUCGGCAACGUAUUACAAUUCUUCUAAAGCUUCACGUAGCAAACGCUCAAAACACGUGGCUAGAGAACGGACACGCGCCAAGAUAAGGAAGCAACUUAUUAAUCUCCAUGGCCUGUAUGCGGAGAGAACAACAAUCGAACGACCCCCAUUUCCUGUUGAUGAAGAGGCAGAACAAAGGUUUAAUUUGGAGUGCGGGUUUGUCCUCACCGAGGACCAGGAGGCCGCAACAAAACAGAUCAUGAGAGACAUGAGCAAGAAUCGGCGCCCCAUGGACCGAUUGCUUUGCGGUGAUGUGGGGUUUGGAAAAACCGAAGUUGCAGUUCGAGCGGCGUUCCGGGUCUUGGCAGCUGGGAAGCAAGUCGCCAUCCUUGCCCCCACUACAAUUUUGGCGCAGCAACACUACGAUACUUUUCGAAGCAGAUUUGAAGGGGCCUCCGUCAAAAUCGCAAUGGCCUGCAUGACCAGAUUUACUUCACGGAAGAUAAACAUUGAGAACAGAGAUAGAGUAUGCUCUGGAGAGGUUCGCGUCGCCAUAGGCACUCACAUGUUGCUCAACGACAAAUGUAUUUUUCCAGACCUGGGCUUGCUGAUCGUUGACGAGGAACAUAGAUUUGGAGUUAAUCAAAAGGAGAAGAUUCGAGCUCGAUACCGCGGUAUUGAUGCGCUCUUUAUGUCAGCUACGCCAAUUCCACGCACAUUGCACCUUACCUUGAGCGGUCUUCGCGACGCUUCUGUCCUAAGGACACCCCCACCUGGCAGAAAACCGGUUAUCACCAAAGUAUCUCCAUCUGGUGCAGGAAUAGUAAGGGCAGCUAUCACCCGGGAGGUUGAGAGGGGUGGUCAAGUGUUCUUUGUGGUACCAAGGAUUGAAGGCAUUGAAGCUUUGGCUGACUGGGUCCGGGACUUGUUUCCUGGACUUAAGGUACUAGUUGCGCAUGGUUCUAUCAAUGAUUUGGAACAUCGGAUAUGGGCCUUUGCACAGAAGGAAUACGAUGUACUCGUAUGCACAACAAUUAUUGAGAAUGGUAUCAAUAUGCCAGAUGUCAACACCAUUAUUGUACAGGACGCGGGCAAGUUCGGACUGGCUCAGCUUCAUCAACUGCGCGGUCGCGUUGGACGCUCUGAUGUUCAAGCUUAUGCCUUUCUGCUGUAUGCUUCAUCGGGGGCGUGCCAGGCUGUUCACACGCUUGAUCGAUUGCGUGCUCUGGAAAGAUACAGCGAUUUAGGAGCAGGGUUUGCAAUUGCACAGAGGGACAUGGAGAUGCGGGGCGUAGGUACCAUUUUAGGAGUUGAGCAACACGGGAACAAUUCCAUUGAAGGGGAGGAGUACGCGAUGAUGCUGUCUGAAGAACUUGAGCACGCUCGAACCGGAAAGCCAAUUCCAGUAGCAAUGCCAAAUCCUGUGACAUCAACAGAAGUGUAUCUUCCAAUUGCAUCGCUCAUUCCCGCAGAUUAUAUAACUGAUUUUGAUCAAAAGAUGACUGCGUAUGGGCAGUUGUCCCGGGCCCUGUCAAUGAAGGCUGUCAAUAGCGUUGUCAAGGGCCUUGAGAGUCGGUACGGACCUCUGCCGACCUCAACCAGGCGUCAUGUGAGCGUCAUGGAAUUAAAGUUGAGUGGAAAGCCUCUGGGAAUAACUAGGAUUUUUGCUGAGAGACAACAUGUUAUUCUGGAAUGGCCAAUUGACGAACCCGCGUUCAACUGCUUGGUAGCUUUUUUGCCUGAUAAGCAAUCAAGAGAUCGCUGUGAGCAUAAAGUGGACGAAGAGCGUGUUAUAAUUAGGGGCCUUGGCAUCUGCAGCGGUGAUGUGCAGCUUGCCAAGUUGCGAGUGUAUUUGAAUUGCUUCAACAAAGCAGCUUCUGGUCUUCUUCGACAAUCGGACAGAUACCAACCAGAUCCCACAGAACUCGUUGACACCCUUCAUCAAAUAGAAGCGGACAAAGAGUGAGUUUCCGGCAGUUUUACUCAGAAGCACGAGUACGAAGAAAUGAGUUGGAAGGGGGGGUUUGCUUGUGUGCUUGCCGCCUGGACACGAAUUUUCAGUUUCCGAUUCAUUGGUAAUGUUAAUCCGACAUGCCAUUGAACCUUGAUCUUAUUAUUUGGAAGCCACAUAUCUCUUUUCGAAAGUCCCUGAACUUCAAAACAAGCCAUGUGACAAGGAUCAGCACGAGGGCUCGUGCUUUUGACUAGAUACUCACCAGUGUCCCUAUAGCAAAUUACUCAGACGGGGGAGAGAAACAAAGCAAUGAAUUCUCUCGGGCCUCCGGUCUUUUUUGAGGGCCAUGUGGUGGUUUGUUCUUUACCGAAGCCCUGUCCUGUAGAGCAAUUUAAAACACCUGUCGUCUUGUGUUAAACGGUC
Messenger RNA from Chondrus crispus (carragheen), 3306 nucleotides. RefSeq lists its product as hypothetical. NCBI's taxonomy places the organism in Eukaryota, Rhodophyta, Florideophyceae, Gigartinales, Gigartinaceae. Gene Ontology annotation, biological process: DNA repair. The transcript is spliced from 2 exons. Gene Ontology annotation, molecular function: DNA helicase activity; ATP binding; nucleic acid binding. The record is from RefSeq and is a predicted model, not a curated record. The coding region runs from base 1 to 2895 and encodes 964 amino acids.